Lodderomyces margitis is the source of this 705-nucleotide messenger RNA. RefSeq lists its product as uncharacterized. The record is from RefSeq and is a predicted model, not a curated record. The transcript has a single exon. Bases 1 to 705 code for a protein of 234 amino acids. NCBI's taxonomy places the organism in Eukaryota, Fungi, Ascomycota, Pichiomycetes, Serinales, Debaryomycetaceae.
AUGUCUAAUGAUAAUAAACAGGAUACAUCUUCUAAGGUAACAGAUCCCAAGCAACUAACCACAAUCUACAAAAAGAAUGGGACGUUCGAUGCUAAGAGAAAGGAACUCCUAUCUAACUUCAAAGAAUCAGAAACAUGCAACAACUUACUCCUCAAGCUACGAAUAAUGGUUGAGUCCAAGAUAAAAGCCGACCCAUUGAUACUAAUGAAAAACAAAGGGAAAAUGGCAGCAUUAAUCCAAGGAGAAAUCGUCAACCGAUCAAAUAUUAACGAUCCUGCAUCAUCGAGUCUGAGUGAUAGCAAAAACGAUACCGGGAUACUAAGUAUAGUUGAUAAGGAUAUACAGGAAAAGAUUAUCGAUUCAUCUCAGUUUCAUGAAUUAUUGAGAGAAGAGUUGAUGGAUGUACAACGUAAAAUAAUGGGGAUAAGCGAUGAAGAGUUUGAGAAAAUGAAGACUGAAUUGCGAAUGAAAAAGGAACAACGGGAACAAGAGGUGUUGAAAAGAAAUGCUCGAUUGGAAAAGGAGAAACUUCAAAUGGAUUAUAGGAAUAACUUCAAGGUCAAAGAUUUGACAAAUGGUCAUGCUGCGACAAAUGGGCAUCGUGUAAAUAAAGCACCAAGGUUUAACUUAAAGAGUAGUACUGAUGGAGACAGACCUGAUGCCAAAAAAGUUGAGAAGAAAAAGGUUACCAAGAUGAUGUACUGA